UGUGAUUAGGCAAACUGUGCAAUCAGACAAAUGGAUUGUUUUUGUGACCAAGAUUCGUUACAAAUAAAGGACGUAAACAAUUCUGGCAAGCGAGAAGAAUGUUUUGAUGAUCGUAUGUCUCAGGACAGCGUUUUAUCUCCUGAACAUCUUGUUCACGCUUCAGAUCCUAACGUCGUGCUGACAGAUCCUGUCGUACUUGAUCACCUAAGAAAGUUGCAUAACCGUGCGACUAAAAGAGGACAGCGACAAUCUAUUGAUGAUGACAUUCAGGAAAGAAGGGCCCAGCUUCGGGUUAAAGUUGACAAUUUCAAUAGAAGAAGCGAAAUUGGAGCAUUUAGAGUGAAACUUUUAAGCGUAAGUUUACUUAUUGUGUGAAUAAACACGUACUGAAAAGUGGAACCAACAUCAUCAUGAAAUAUUUAAUGUCCUAUAAAGCGGUAACUUAAAUAGUUUUAAGAUAUAUAUAUUCUCUAUUGCGCACCAUAACUUGCAUUUAACGUUGUAUCCAAUUACGAAAUAAUUUUUUAUGGUUUGCAUGAAACGAAAUUUGCUUUAUCCUCGAUUAGCCAAAAAAACAACAGCA
This is a messenger RNA of Ciona intestinalis (vase tunicate), 583 nucleotides long. The record is from RefSeq and is a predicted model, not a curated record. NCBI's taxonomy places the organism in Eukaryota, Metazoa, Chordata, Ascidiacea, Phlebobranchia, Cionidae.